AUGGUCAACGGGGAAGAAGUGAAAACAAUACUAGCCAGCCUGGCACCAAUCGCCGAGCUCGCCGAAACUGGGGAAUACUUCAAAAUACCCGAAGAUACCGGCGAAGAUGAUCUCCUUAUCAAUGCUGGGGUUGGGAUUUCAAGAAACCGGGUGAUCCAAAUUGUAUCACUUAUGAUUUUCUGGAGGUGCAGCCGUCUGUUCUGCUGUUGCUGA
This is a messenger RNA of Penicillium concentricum, 213 nucleotides long. RefSeq lists its product as uncharacterized. The coding region runs from base 1 to 213 and encodes 70 amino acids. NCBI's taxonomy places the organism in Eukaryota, Fungi, Ascomycota, Eurotiomycetes, Eurotiales, Aspergillaceae. The transcript has a single exon. The record is from RefSeq and is a predicted model, not a curated record.